Molecule: messenger RNA, 693 nt
Organism: Nematocida ausubeli
Lineage: Eukaryota; Fungi; Microsporidia
Exons: 1
Coding region: 1-693 (230 amino acids)
Source: RefSeq, a predicted model, not a curated record
AUGGAGUGCACCGAGGAAGAACUAUACCAGCUGGUUUUGUCACUUGUUGAAGACCUGGAGGAUCCAGAUAUAGUAAAGUAUAAGCGAAAAAUGAUCAAUUUGUACAUAAAGUUGAGUGUUGAAAAAAUAUAUAGAAAGGACAUGUCUCUGGCGUCGCUCUACUCUAUUGGCAUUUGCAUCUAUUCCUUUCUGCAGCAAAUGGAAGAAAACGAAAAAAUCAUAAAGAGCGAGGCAAAGGCCAAAAUACAAGAAGAAGUUGUAGAGUACAUAUGUAAAAGAGAGGUGCUAAAAAUACGUGCAAUAAUAUUAGAUACAUUCAAGGGAACAUAUACCGAGGACAAGAACUAUUCUGUGAAGCCUGAAGAGUGGGCUGUGAAAAUUAUUAAGGAGCUGAGCAGCUUUAUAGGAGAGAACAGGCAGAAAACAAAAGACAGCCUUUUUGCAGGGCCACGGAGAGUAAUACUAGAGAAAGUAGAAGAGCUACUUGCGCAGGAGAUAAAGGAGGCUUUUGUAAGCAAGUCCAAGCUAUUUGGAAAGAAAGGAAAUCUGCUGGUUUUAAACAUUCUCUAUAUAGAGAAGUACUUUAAAAGGUACACAAAAACAGACUUCAUGGAACAGCUAGUGCAGAACAUCCACAAAAGCUUUAAAGACCCAGACCUGAUAGACAGGGAGAUAUCUAAGUAUGUUAAAUAA